Aspergillus heteromorphus CBS 117.55 is the source of this 1287-nucleotide messenger RNA. It is a transcript of the gene sec13, whose product is annotated as GTPase-activating protein SEC13. The coding region runs from base 168 to 1097 and encodes 309 amino acids. The record is from RefSeq and is a predicted model, not a curated record. Gene Ontology annotation, biological process: COPII-coated vesicle budding; protein import into nucleus; positive regulation of TOR signaling. Gene Ontology annotation, cellular component: COPII vesicle coat; nuclear pore outer ring. Gene Ontology annotation, molecular function: protein binding; structural molecule activity. The transcript has 6 exons. Lineage: Eukaryota; Fungi; Ascomycota; Eurotiomycetes; Eurotiales; Aspergillaceae.
GUGUUUCGCUGUUUCUCUUGUUGCGUGUUGAUUUGGCUCUCCACGAUCGCCUACUUCCCCAGAUCCCCUUUUCCUUUCGUUGUACCUUUUCAACAGGGCCACCUGCGAACUGGAGCUCUUAUUCACUUCACAAAGUCAUUUUCACUCAGAGCAGAAAGCUGGUCAACAUGGCGGCUGCUCAAGUAAUCUCCAAUUCUGGGCACGAUGACAUGAUUCACGACGCUGGUCUGGACUACUAUGGCCGCCGAUUGGCGACAUGUUCUUCGGACAAAACAAUAAAGAUUUUUGAGAUUGAAGGAGAGACACAUCGAUUGAUCGAGACCUUGAAAGGACAUGAAGGUGCAGUGUGGUGCGUCGCAUGGGCGCACCCCAAAUUUGGCACCAUUCUAGCUUCCUCGUCAUACGAUGGGAAGGUACUCAUUUGGCGCGAACAACACCAGAAUGCCACGUCACCCAUUAGCGGCGGAGCUUGGACGAAGGUAUUCGACUUCUCUCUCCAUACUGCUUCGGUGAACAUGGUCUCCUGGGCCCCGCAUGAGAGUGGCUGUGUCUUGGCCUGCGCCUCCUCAGAUGGACAUGUUAGUGUGCUUGAGUUCCGCGACAACAGCUGGACCCACCAGAUCUUUCAUGCUCAUGGCAUGGGAGUGAAUUCAAUCAGCUGGGCACCUGCUGCCUCCCCUGGCAGUUUGAUCAGCUCCAAUCCUGGACCAGGCCAGCAGCGGAGAUUCGUCACCGGUGGAAGUGACAACCUGCUGAAGAUCUGGGACUACAACGCCGAAUCCAAGACCUACAACCUCACACACACUUUAGAAGGCCACUCUGACUGGGUUCGAGAUGUUGCUUGGUCACCUAGUAUCCUUUCCAAGUCCUACAUUGCCUCUGCAUCUCAAGACAAAACAGUCCGAAUUUGGACAUCCGAUGCGUCUAACCCUGGUCAGUGGGCCAGCCAGCAACUUGAAUUCGAUACUGUGCUCUGGCGGGUCAGCUGGAGUCCCAGCGGAAAUAUUCUUGCGGUGAGUGGCGGCGAUAACAAAGUCAGCCUGUGGAAAGAAAAUCUUAAGGGGCAAUGGGAGAAGGUAAAGGAUAUCGAGGAGUAGAGUUUCUAUCUUCGUUUCAUUAACUUCUGUUCUUCAUUCCUCGCGCGAUAAUGGAUAAAUUGGAUGUCCGCCGUGUAUUUCAUCCAACCGAGAUGUUGCUUCGAGAAAAAAAUCAAGAUAAUCCGAAAGAAUGUAUAUAAUUAGUCACUGCUUCCAGAAGAGAAAAGGGCCCCUAUCCGCUGUAUUCACC